Messenger RNA from Baudoinia panamericana UAMH 10762, 1480 nucleotides. RefSeq lists its product as uncharacterized. NCBI's taxonomy places the organism in Eukaryota, Fungi, Ascomycota, Dothideomycetes, Mycosphaerellales, Teratosphaeriaceae. The record is from RefSeq and is a predicted model, not a curated record. The transcript has a single exon. The coding region runs from base 36 to 1034 and encodes 332 amino acids.
GGCAACGGAUUUGCGCCGCUACGUAGAAAGACGAUAUGCCGUACGUUCAAGUCUUUCCUGACCAACCAGAAUUCAAUAUGACCAUCAAGGACGACGCCACCACUCAACGACGUAUCUGCGUAGUGGGAAAGGGCAAGCGCACUGAACGAUGCAAACGGGGAAGUUACUGCGACCGGAAAGGCAACAAAGCCCAACGCAUCGAAGCGGACGAGAUUAUCACGGAACUCCUUAACAAGCUCAACUUUCAAGGACUCCUGCCUAGCGAGCAGGAAAAGAAGUGCAACCGACUUGCGGAGUUGGUUUGUUGUGACAAGCAUCGGGAUGAGCAAGUCGCAGUCGGAUGGGCGAUGCUGGAGGAUCUCCGUAAGUCUUACAAUCUUGGACCACUGGCAGCUGAGGACCGUCCGGACGUUGCAGCACAGGAUGGGUCACCGUCACCAGCGAUGGCGGACAACUCAGGCUUAGCAGCCCAAUCGGACAACCCGCGUGCGACAGGGUCAGUGGCAAAUAAUAAAUGUAAGUCUCUGCCAGAGGACAUCGUCACAUCGAAGCGUCAGGCCCGGGGAAAUGGCAAACAGCCCACGAGGUACCGCAGUGAGGAGCCUCGUCUCGCCGAGGAUCCACCGUCCAGCUUCGAAGACGCAAGACAUAACCAGAGACCUCUUAAACGUUCGCAGCAGGACGCAGUGUCGGCACAGUUACGACUUGAUGUCGAGCGACAUGUUCCCUUCGGAGAAGGACAGCACGCCGGCCACUUUCAGAUGCCGGAGACCUUCGGCUCCAUACACACUCCAGAUACAUCUGUAACGAUCGGUCCCGAUGCGGCAUCUGACCAGUUCCUGUACAAACGGAAGCUGGACGCUGUGGAAAUGUCGGUGCAAACUCUGAGCCGGCGAGUUGAUGGUCUGAUGGAGCAGAAUGAAGUUUUGGUCAGCAAGAUCUCACUACUGGAAAUGCGGCCGAACCGUCUGGUUGCAGCAUUGCAAGCAAGCGCCGCAGAUGAAAGAAGUGCGGAACGAGGUACUCGAACCUAAUGAGGACAGAUAAAGUCCGAGCAGGUCGGGUGUUCGAGGUACAAAGAUCCUAUGGUGUGGCAUGGGCGAAGGUACGGUGUGUUAAUUUUCUGCUGGCAAGCAUGCAUAACUCUUGCAAGUGCUGUUGUGGUUGUGCACUUUAUGAGAUGAGCUUAUGUGCAUUCGAACAGCCUGCGGAUGUUCUGCGGUAGUAUAUGUCGUGUAGCAUAGGAGUAUCGGAACCAGUCACGCGUGGCAUCCAAAACGUCCUCAUGCACAAACUCGCACCGUCCCGAUGAGGGUGGCCAAGCUUCAGCGUUGCCCGCUUGAAACCAUGCUUGCAUGCAUAAGUGGGGCCCUGCAUGUCAGCAAUGGAUUUCAUUGAUUUCGAACACCACCCUUUUCAAGCGAAGAUGUGAAAUGAGGGCAGAGAAAGCACUCCUGCCGAGGUGCCAAGUGAGCUCGUU